GACUACCUUCGUCGAUCGAAUGAAGGUCAAUAGCCCUGCAUCGCUCGUCUCCAGCUGCAGGUUCUCCCCUCCAUAAAUAGAACUCAUUUGCCAUCGGAGGCUCUCUACGAGUCAGUGCUCAUGGAUCUUGAAUUCGGAAAACAGAGUUUCUUAUCAGAUGUGGAUCUGGGAAAGGCCGGCCCCUCAAAUCUAAACUUCCAUUCCCCUCCUCCUUUGUGGGAUGAGUGCUUAACUUUUGAUUCAGUGUCGAAUUCAACCAUAACUACUAGUGACGUCAAGGCUUUCAAGAAAAGGCUAAAUGACAGAAAAUACAGAGAAAAAUUGAAGUUAGACAAAAUGAGAAUGAAAACCGACAUGGAAUCACUUGAUGAGGAGAAUGAGAAUUUGAAGAAAGAGAAUGAAAGGUUGAAACGUGUGCAUGAUUCGAUGAAUGGAACUUUGCAAAUGCAAGCAGAAUUGAUAGAUCGGUUGAAGGGUGAUCUUGACAAAUUGAAUGACGAGUAUAAGAAGCAAAAUGUCCUUGUGCAAAGACUGUCAGAACUAUUAGCAUGCCCCGACCUCCAGCUGGAAAACGAAAGGCUGAAAUUAGAAAAUAGUCAAUUGAGACGUUAUGCAAGUCUAGAUUAUAACAUGGUGCUUGCAGAGGAGAAUGUAAAAUUAAAACUUGAAAAUAAGGUACUCAGAGUGCAGAAUGAUGCUUUGUGUGGGAAAUUAAUCAGUGAUAGUGACAAGAAGCAUGCAUCAGAAUAGGCAGGAUGAGCUACCAUUAGUAUAUGUGUGUCAUGUUAAUUUUAUUUCUUACUUCUUUUUUUUUUGUACGUUGGAUGAUGGGUUAUAUGACGGGUUAUAUGACGAGAUAGUCCUUCUUCACUUGUCCCAAGAUUUGAACUUAAGAUCUUCAACAUGAAGAUUCAAGAUUUUAAUCACUGGGACAUUCCUUUGGGGACUUUAUUUCAUACUUGUACGCUCAUUUGCUAUGGGCUUUGGAGCACCACUGAAUGUUAUAUGAUUUUUUCUUUGAUUACUCAUCUUUUGAUCUCAGUUUCUUGUCAAAGCUCCUUGCCAAGUAAAGUCUAAUACAUGUU
Rubroshorea leprosula is the source of this 1085-nucleotide messenger RNA. The record is from the annotation of a GenBank genome assembly. NCBI's taxonomy places the organism in Eukaryota, Viridiplantae, Streptophyta, Magnoliopsida, Malvales, Dipterocarpaceae.